AUGUGCCAUUAAAUUGAUCUCAUGUAGUUCUUUGAAGCACAACUGACUCCAUUAGAUGCACCCUCUAGAAAUCAUUACAUUAUUUAUAAGGGAGUACAGAUUAAAUAUUAAUUUCACACAAAGUUAUUUAUUAGCAAUGAAUGUACUACAUUAUUAUUGUAUGCUAUAAAAGGCUAUGAAUUCAAAUGUCUCCUUGGCACAAGAAUUCAAACCAUUCCAAAGAGAACCAUUUAGGAAUUUGGUCUACCUUCCGUUAAAUUUUGUGUAAUCACUUUAUUUGUUUACACAUCAUCACCAGUGUAAACACAACUUUAGAUUACCAUUUAGCAUAAAUUAAUUAUUAAAAUUAGAAAAUUUUUUAUAGUCUAUGCAAGAUUAAUUCUAUUAGCAUCCUGCAGUACCUUAACAACUUAUCACUAUCAUAAGUUAACAUUUCUAUUAAAAUUUUCAGGAUCACCAACUGUAUCGUUUUGUUUGCAUAUCCCAUCUGAAUUCUGA
Molecule: messenger RNA, 498 nt
Organism: Paramecium sonneborni
Lineage: Eukaryota; Ciliophora; Oligohymenophorea; Peniculida; Parameciidae
Source: the annotation of a GenBank genome assembly